Messenger RNA from Leptosomus discolor (cuckoo roller), 765 nucleotides. The record is from RefSeq and is a predicted model, not a curated record. Lineage: Eukaryota; Metazoa; Chordata; Aves; Leptosomiformes; Leptosomidae.
AUGGUCGGGUCUCCUGCGCUGCUCCUUCUGCUCGCUCUGGGGCUCUGCUGCCCUGGCCAGGGGCAAAAACCGAGCAUCAAGUUUCGUGACAGAGGAACCAGGCACCCCCAGGUGGGACGGCGGCUGGAGCUGGAGUGUCAGACCUCCAAGGAUGACAACGGCAUGUCCUGGAUCCGCCAGGACAAGGGUGGGACCCUUCACUUCAUUGUCUACAUCUCUUCCCUGUCCCGGACCACCUUCAAGGAGAAGGAGAGGACAUCCACACGUUUUCAGGCGAUGAAAGACAACGGGUUCUACCGGUUGAUAGUGAAGUCUUUCACACUGCAGGAUGAGGGGAACUAUUUCUGUCUCGUGAACAGUAACCAAAUGCUGUACUUCAGCCCUGGCCAACCUGUCUUCUUCCCAGUCACCACCACCGUGGCACCCACUACACCAGGACCCACCACCCAGCAUGGCAUCAACACAACGGGCUCCUGCCUGAAGACCCCGAAUUCAGGAAAGGCUACGGAUGUCAAAAAAAGCAUAAGCAUGUCUCAUGCCUUGGCACACUGCGAAGAGGUGGAGGGAGGCAAGGAGAAAGAGAUGAAAUUCUUCUGUGACAUCUUUAUCUGGGUGCCCCUGGCAGGCGCCUUCCUCCUUCUCCUCCUCGCCCUGGCGGCCACCAUCAUGCUGUGUCAACAAACCAGAAGACGAAGAUGCAGAUGUAAAAGAUCUGCAAACGGGAAACCCAACGUGAAAGACAGCAUGCCAGGCCGACACAUAUGA